Dermacentor silvarum is the source of this 1864-nucleotide messenger RNA. Its product is annotated as crossover junction endonuclease EME1. Gene Ontology annotation, molecular function: nuclease activity; DNA binding. NCBI's taxonomy places the organism in Eukaryota, Metazoa, Arthropoda, Arachnida, Ixodida, Ixodidae. Gene Ontology annotation, cellular component: nucleus; Holliday junction resolvase complex. The transcript has 7 exons. Bases 276 to 941 code for a protein of 221 amino acids. Gene Ontology annotation, biological process: replication fork processing; double-strand break repair; resolution of meiotic recombination intermediates. The record is from RefSeq and is a predicted model, not a curated record.
UGUACCAGCCCAGUCCGGCACACGCCUCUUCCAAUUGAAUAAAACAAGAUUAACGUUCAUCAUCAUCAGCAGUCGCCUAUUUUUAUGUCCUCAGCAGGAUGAAGGCCUCUCCCAGCAAUCUCCAAUUACACCUGUCUUGCGCUAGCUGAUUCCAACUUGUGCCUGCAAAUUUCUCAAUUUUAUAAGAGUAACAUUACGUUCCUAGUGAAGCGUGCCCACAAUGAUGUGUUUCGCAGGACUCUUUAGCGAGGACCCAGACGUCUCUCAGUGAGCACAUGAUGAGCAUCAAUGAAGUCUACCCAAACAGGCAGCUCACCUACGUCGUCUACGGCCUGGAGAAGUACUUCAACACAUGUGUGAUUACGCAGCAGAAGAGUCGAGCAAAUGCUGAGUACCGUGCCCUGGUGCUGGGCUCCCAGCAGGCAGUUCGCAGGCGCAAGCCGGGAGUCUACGACGGAAUCCCCCUCUCCCGCAAGGACAUCCAGGAGACGCUGGUGCCACUACAGCUGGACAGUGGUGUGACUGUGGCCACCAAGGAGAGCACUGAGGAGCUGGCUGAAUAUCUGGCCAAGUUCACCCGUGCACUAGCCGAGCGGCCACACAGGGAGGCCAAGCAGAGUCGUCCGCUGCAACACCUGGCCCCCGGCUCGCUGUCCAAGCACGACAGCCUGCGGCGCACCUGGCAGGCGCAGCUGGAGCAGUUUGCCAGCGUCAGCCGAGAUGUGGCCGAGGCCAUUGUGUGCCAGUACCCAGGGCCCAAGCUCCUCCUACAGGCAUAUCAAGCAUGCAAGAAUCGUGCAGAAGGAGAAACGCUGCUGGCAGACAUCCAGGUGCGGAGAGGCGCAGGAGCGCUGCAGUCAACACGUCGCGUGGGCCCCGUCGUGUCGGGACGCAUCUACCGAUUCUUUCUGGCGACAGACCAGGAUGCCUACUUUGAUUGAGCACCAUUUGCUAUACGAGGUGGCAGUGGAUGAGGCAGGCCCCAGCUCAAGACAUCACAGCAGAAACGGCUCACCUGUGUGGCAUUACGUUAAUGCACUGCUACGUGCCUCACAUUUUGCUGUAUUGCAGGCUCUGAAACUACCUAUGCUCCAUUUCAUCAGCGCUGUACAGUGCUGUGAAGGCUAGGGUCUGUGUCAGCCAAACAGUAACGAGAGCCAGCUGUGUGCUUCCACAGAAAUGACGAGGGCUCACCCAUUGUGCACCACUGAUUCUUCCACGAAGCUUCCAUUCACUCAGUGUGAUGCAGGGAGUGAUCAGAGGCAGAUAAUGGGGGAUCAUAUCAGCGUAUGCCUGCAUGCAGAAGUAUCUUGUCUUCGAAUCAUGUUUGGCAUUGAUAGCUUGCUUUUACCCAAGUGGCACAGCAAGUGUAUAUAUUUAUGUAAAUAGUUAGCUAGCAAAGUGCAGAAUUAUGUGUAUGUGAUUUGCACAGUAUCGCACAUUUUCCUUUUUUUUUCGAAGGAAAGAAAGGAAUGAGGUAAUUACGAGUUAUGCUUACUAAGCUGAGGAAUUCUAUCUUUUGGAAUCUCUCAGGCAGGCAUCAAUUUGAGCAGAACCAGGGGAUCUUAAUUUUUAUUUUGAGCAAUCCAGAUUUUAGAUUAAAUUUUCUAUGACGUUGGCUGUAUCUUAACGUGCUGACUGGAUUUUUUAUAUUCCUUUAUAUAUAUAUAUAUUCUUUAUAUGUUUUUAAUGACUUAAAAUUGUUGGGUUGUUAAUUUAUAUAGAGUAGUGACAAUAUCAAUACUGGACCAAGUAGUUGAAAUUGAUGGUGCGAAUUCUUGUAUUGAAACUAAGUUUCUUUUGCAACUGUACAUUCAUUGACUAGCCCUGCUAUUUUGGUGUAAAUAAAGUUUUUUAUAUUUGU